CGGCAGCGCGUGUCGCGGGCGGGCGGGCGGCUGGCACCAGGCUUGUAAAUAAACUGCGAUGCUGUCUCGGGCUCGCCGACCCGGGUGCCGCCGCCGCCGCCGCCCGGGAGCGCAGGUGCCAGGCUCCUGCCGCCGCGCGCCCUAGCGCUUCGGCUCCAGCCUCGCGCUCGCGCCGGCUCCCUGCAGCCCCCCGGUCGGCGCCCCCUCGGGGUCCCGCGGCUGACCCGUGCGGGAUGUGACCCCCUCGGCCCCCUGCCCCGCCGCCCCUGCCCCCCCGGGGGGCCCGCCUGUGCCUGCUUUUGGGGAUAGGGUGGGUGGGGAGAGGCGCGCGGAUCAUGGCAUUGGAGUUCCCCGGGCUUGCAGCCGCCGUCGCCGCCGCCUCGUCCACGCUCCCCGGGCGCCCCUUCUUCCCCCAGCAGCAGCGGAAACCGCGAAGCAGCCCGCGGGGGCGAGGCAGAUGGGGCUCAAGGCGCGCAGGGCGGCGGGGGCGGCUGGCGGAGGCGGCGAAGGGGGCGGCGGAGGCGGCGGGGCCGCUAACCCAGCCGGGGGGGACGCGGCGGCGGCCGGCGACGAGGAGCGGAAAGUGGGGCUGGCGCCCGGCGACGCGGAGCAAGUCACCUUGGCGCUCGGGGCCGGGGCCGACAAAGACGGGACCCUGCUGCUGGAGGGCGGUGGCCGCGACGAGGGGCUGCGGCGGACCCCGCAGGGCAUCGGGCUGCUGGCCAAGACCCCGCUGAGCCGGCCAGUCAACAGGAACAACGCCAAGUGCCGGCGCAUCCAAACUUUGAUCUACGACGCCCUGGAGAGACCGCGGGGCUGGGCGCUGCUCUACCACGCGCUCGUGUUCCUGAUCGUGCUGGGCUGCUUGAUCCUGGCUGUGCUGACCACAUUCAAGGAGUACGAGACGGUCUCUGGAGACUGGCUCCUGUUGCUGGAAACAUUUGCUAUUUUCAUCUUCGGAGCCGAGUUUGCUUUGAGGAUCUGGGCUGCCGGAUGUUGCUGCCGAUACAAAGGCUGGCGGGGACGACUGAAGUUUGCCAGGAAGCCCCUGUGCAUGUUGGACAUCUUUGUGCUGAUUGCUUCUGUGCCAGUGGUUGCGGUGGGAAACCAGGGCAAUGUCUUGGCCACCUCCCUGCGAAGCUUGCGCUUCCUGCAGAUCUUGCGCAUGCUGCGGAUGGACCGGAGGGGCGGCACCUGGAAGCUCCUGGGCUCAGCCAUCUGUGCCCACAGCAAAGAACUCAUCACCGCCUGGUACAUCGGCUUCCUGACGCUCAUUCUUUCCUCGUUUCUUGUCUACCUGGUGGAAAAAGAUGUGCCCGAAGUGGAUGCCCAGGGAGAGGAGAUGAAGGAGGAGUUUGAGACCUAUGCAGAUGCCCUGUGGUGGGGGCUGAUCACACUGGCCACCAUUGGCUACGGAGACAAGACUCCCAAGACGUGGGAAGGCCGUCUGAUUGCUGCCACCUUUUCCUUAAUUGGCGUCUCCUUUUUUGCCCUCCCAGCGGGUAUCCUGGGAUCAGGGCUGGCACUCAAGGUGCAGGAGCAGCAUCGUCAGAAGCACUUUGAGAAAAGGAGGAAGCCAGCUGCCGAGCUCAUCCAGGCUGCAUGGAGGUAUUAUGCUACCAACCCAAACAGGAUAGACCUGGUGGCGACGUGGAGGUUCUAUGAAUCUGUCGUCUCUUUCCCAUUCUUCAGGAAAGAACAGCUGGAAGCAGCAGCCAGCCAAAAGCUGGGUCUCUUGGAUCGGGUUCGCCUUUCUAAUCCUCGUGGUAGCAAUACUAAAGGAAAGCUAUUUACCCCUCUGAAUGUAGAUGCCAUAGAAGAAAGUCCUUCUAAAGAACCAAAGCCCGUGGGCUUAAACAAUAAAGAGCGCUUCCGCACCGCCUUCCGCAUGAAAGCCUACGCUUUCUGGCAGAGCUCUGAAGAUGCUGGGACCGGUGACCCCAUGGCAGAAGACAGGGGCUAUGGGAAUGAGUUCCUCAUGGAAGACAUGAUCCCCACCCUGAAAGCCGCCAUCCGAGCCGUCAGAAUUCUCCAGUUCCGUCUCUAUAAGAAGAAGUUCAAGGAGACGUUGAGGCCUUAUGACGUGAAGGAUGUGAUCGAGCAGUAUUCUGCGGGGCAUCUCGACAUGCUUUCCAGAAUAAAGUACCUGCAGACGAGAAUCGAUAUGAUUUUCACCCCUGGACCACCAUCCACUCCAAAACAUAAGAAGUCUCAGAAAGGGCCAGCAUUCACCUACCCAUCCCAGCAAUCUCCCAGGAAUGAACCAUAUGUAGCCAGAGCAUCCACAUCAGAAAUUGAAGACCAAAGCAUGAUGGGAAAAUUCGUAAAAGUUGAAAGACAGGUGCACGACAUGGGGAGAAAGCUGGAUUUCCUCGUGGACAUGCACAUGCAGCAUAUGGAACGGCUGCAGGUGCACGUCACGGAGUAUUACCCGACCAAGGGGACCUCCUCGCCCGUUGAGGUGGAGAAGCAGGAGGACAACAGGUAUUCUGAUUUGAAAACCAUCAUCUGCAGCUAUUCUGAGACAGGCCCCCCUGAGCCUCCCUACAGCUUGCACCAGGUGCCCGUCGACAAAGUCGGCCCCUAUGGGUUUUUUGCACAUGACCAAGUGAACCUGCCCCGCGGGGGACCCAGUUCUGCCAAGGUUCCGACAACCCUUCCUUCGUCGGCAGCCACGUAUGCAGAAAGGCCCACCGUCCUGCCCAUCUUGACUCUUCUCGACUCCCGAGUGAGCUACCACUCCCAGGCUGAACUGCAGGGCCCCUAUUCGGACCACAUCUCCCCCCACCAUGGGCGCAGCAUCACCCGGGACAGCGACACACCUCUGUCGCUGAUGUCACUCAACCAUGAGGAGCUGGAGCGGUCGCCCAGUGGCUUCAGCAUCUCCCAAGACAGAGACGAGUACGCAUUCGGCCCCAGCGCGGGGUCGAGCUGGAUGCGGGAGAAGCGGUACCUCGCGGAGGGUGAGACGGACACAGACACAGACCCCUUUACGCCCAGUGGCUCCAUGCCUCUGUCGUCCACAGGGGACGGGAUUUCCGACUCGAUAUGGACCCCUUCCAACAAGCCCGUCUGAAAGGGGUCACUGGCUGACUCCUCCUGUAACGUAGACACACUUUGUAUAGUUCGCUCUCUCACCCUACGCUUCCCGGAGGGGACGCCAGUGGCUGCAUCAAAUGCAUGCUAGUGCGAGGUGGCCCCACCAAGGAGGGGCUUCUCCUGGCCUUCUCCCUCCCCUUUCCAGCAUGCUUUGCAUGACUUGACACUAUAGAAAUGGUACCGCUAAUCUCCUCUAGGAUACACACUUAUCUGCUGUUCUUACUUCUAAUCACGAUUGGACCAGAACAGGGAGAAAUUGUUGACGAGCCGUCUGUUCUUCUGUUUGGUUGGCGGGUUUGGGGUUUUGGUUUGGUAAAGCAAAGAGAGUUGUUUCUUUCUAGGAUCACUGCCCCUUUGUGUGAAAUAUUCCAGUUGUUCGCUCUUUUCCUAAAGCAAGGAAAUCAUUUUCUCCAAAAAAAAAAAAAAAACAAAAAACAAAAAACAAAAAAACAUGUCGCGUACUAAUGAGGCUGCCCACUGAACUAAUAGGAGGAAAGGAGUGAGAUAGUUGCUGAAACCAAGCGGUUACAAAAUUCGAUUGUUAAGGCAAACUGUCAAAACCAUUUGAAGGCUCUCAAAGGGACUUCAUAUUUUUUUUUUGUAUCGUGCCUCAGUUUCCUCAUUUGUCAAAGGUGGCAGUAACCCAUAUAGAGCAUUUUGGAUGAGUUAUGAAUUGCCAGGGAGAAAACACACAUACACAAUCACACAAGCAAGCUAAAAUAGUUCCCUAUUUAUGUAGCCAAAGACAAUAAAAUUUAUCAGAAGUGGGGUGCCUCUCAGGGCAGGAGCUAACUUCAAUGUUUUCAAAAUGAGUUUCAAACUCACAUUUUCCCCCAGGACACUUAACGGACAAAAUAUCCAUCUAGAUUGGAUUCAAGAGGGCACACAGAAAUUUCCUGCUCCAUGUCUUCGUUUCUUAAAAAUGACAGAGCUCUUCUGCUCAGGUGAAGUGAGCAUAAGAACUGCUCUGUCAUCUUGUGUCAAUCCUGUCAGCUGACUCCCUCCCAGCACUGGUCUCUUCUCACCACAACACGCUACCUUUCACAUAUCAGGACCCAGAAGCUGUGCCAAAACUCUGGAACUCAGUUAUGUGGAAAGCACUCCCUGCAGUUUAUCUGGUAGGAGCGGGAUGUCUGCUUUUAUCGCCAAACAUGUUCACUAAACGAGUUGCAACCUGGAUUCGGAAGAAACCAGUACGAUCAAUCUAUAACACCUAUUACCAUACAAACAGGAAGAAUCCAGAAUUUUACUCCUCCAAUUUUUUUAAAUGAAAAUGAUAAAGCAAUAUACAGCCAUGAGACUAAAGAGUAAACAAAUGGCCUGGAGACCACUGACUUACUCUAUGUGUUCAUAUGAAACACAAGGCACUCUGUGGUGUCACAUGAGAUGUUACCACACUCUGACAAACUUUACUGGAAAAGGUUUCUGUUAGGCUGGGGCUGAAUUAGGUAGAUAACCAUACCGCAGUAUUACCGGCUCACUCUCUUCACCUAGCUGUGGGUGGUUGCCAUGGGGACCAGGAAGCCAAUCAAAAUAUCCUAAAUAAAUGUCUGCAGGCAUCUACCACGAAUGCUCUUCACAGGCUUAUCAAGAACCAUUGUGCUGUGGCAGAGACCUGGUUGGCAGUUCCAUCACUACAUAAUGCAGGGGCCCUACGCUAUGCUGGAGAGGAGCUACUUAGAUUUGUUUCAACCCACGUCAACAAACUGCAGCAGGCUCACAAUGCAGUGAGGAUGGAAGCAUGGCCCUGACAUUCGGAACUGAGCAAUCUAAGUUCCUGGCCAAGGCUAGGCAGUGUGAGUGAUGGAAGAGAUGACAGGAAGAAUUACGUGGAAGGUCCCUUGAGUGGCGGGAUAUUGACCUUGAAGUCAUGGCCACACACAUCAGACAUGAAGCCCCUUGGCAAUGGUUUUUUACCUGAGCUUCCGACAACCUGAAGAACAAAGGGCUUGCAUCAGUUGGCCCUGCUUUCUCGCUUUCUUGAAUAUGUGUGAGAGCAUUAUUAUGCUCCUAGGUCGGGGCUUGGGCUUUGAUUUUCAUCUUCCUGGAAUCUGACCAGAAAUGACUGCUACCCACCAUCCAGCAGGUCACUAAACUCUUAUGUAUACACAAAUGAUUGAAAACCAAACAAAUGGAGAACUAAGCAAACCCUUUACAUAUAUUUAACUUAAGAAUUGAAGCAUUGCCUACCGGCUUCAGCACCUUGCAAACAGAUAUAUUUUUAAUAGAAUUCUCAGUCAAACAUAUGAAAUCUUCGACUGAAGCGUGGAUUGUUUCCCUAACCGUAGGCUGGCAGUCUGCCUUCCUGCUGGAUCACAAGGCCAGGAGAGCAAAACUGGGUUUGUAUUGAUCACUACUAUGUGUCCAACAGCUAGUAGGUUGUGGACACAGACAAAAUUCACAUUUCCUGAUAAAAUGAAAUUAUUUGACUAUUAAGAGAUAUUUUCAGAAAUACAAAAAAGGAAAACUAAAGGGAAAAGAAAAUUAAUCUUGUAGGGUGAUCCUGCUCUGACAAUCCUUAAUUACCGAAAUUAAAAUUAGCUUAGUUGAAAAAUACAUUGUAGAAAGCAAACCAAACCUCAAGUUGCUUGCCCAUAUACCACACCCCCUACAUGGCCGGCAAAGAGGAAACAAAGUAAGAAUUUUAACAUGAGUUGUGGGAAGAAACAAUGUGUGUUUCCAGAGAUCUUUAUGUCAGACAGAGGUAGAGCAUGAUGCAAUAAUUCAAUGGAUUUGGUUACUAACAUAACCCCAAAUUAUAUUACUUCGGAUAGAAGAAUUAUCCAGAACAUUGCCAGGAAAUCCCAGUGGUUUUGGCAAAACCCUUGAAAGGAUGACAGAUGACUUCUAUCACAAAACUAGGAAUGGUUUUCUCAGGUAGAACUAUGUUCCCAUUAUAUUCGUAUGUAUUUGGCCUCUGUCAUAAUACUCAUAUGACACAUGAAAAAUUUAAGAAGUCAUAUUUCAGUAGGAUCACAACGAAUGAGAUAAAUCAACUUUGGUAUUUCUGGGUGAAAUGCGAUCCCACUGGGCAAAGAAAAGGUAUUUGAGAUGAAAUGUGAGUUUUGACUGUUAAAUAGCAGCACACAAGCAAACACCAAAAGUUUGUAUAAGGAAAAAGAAAGUCAUCAAAUUGACAAAGUUCCAUUUAGUUACUGUGCUUGCUCCUAAAACUGAGUUUAGAUUUAUUAGAUAACACUGACAUGACAAAGCCCUAGGGUUCAUAACGAAAAAACUCGAAAAGCCCAACAUAUAUAUAGGUCACAAUGAACUAACUAAUCAACAAUUGUGCAUCUUAUGCCUAUUUUGUUCAAGGCACUUCCUAGACGUAGAAAUUGAGAGAAUCAUUAUCAAACAACCUAAUUUAAUCUGCUCUUGAUUUUCUAAAACCACUCUCACAAUCCCAUGAAACUAAUGAAAAUGUAAUGAAGAAAAAGUUAUUUACUCAUUUGACAAGAUUAUGCCAGUAACUGUGAAACAGAAAUUCAAAGAUUAGAAAUGCAGUUCCUCCCGUCAAAAAGCUAUGAAUCUGAUGGCCUCAAAUAUCAGACAUCCCUUCAAACUAUACCUGCUAGGAGUGGGGACUAUCUGAGUCCAUCCCUGUGGACAAAUCCUUGCCAAGAGUGCUUUCUAGCUUGGAAACAAUGGGACGUUGAACGUGGAGGAAAGUGAGAGCAAAGAUUCUGCAUCAAAAUGAUAACGAUUCCUUCAGUCCAGGGGAGGCUGAGUAGGUUGGAUGGGGAAUCUGAGUGUGAGUUCAAUGCUCCAGACUUUAUAGCUCCAGGUAAGCCGUGCAAGAACAAACUAUAGGGUGUCUGAAGAAGGUGCUUGGGACCAACUUUCUCCUCUUGUGUAAAUCCCUACCAGGAUCAAAGGCACGCCAGGAGCUGAGCUGCUUACAAUCUAUCUAAGCUAUUACAUUCUAUCUACUUACAUUCUAUCAUUGACCAAGAGGGAUAGCACAGUAUCUUUUUCAAGAGGAAGAUGUUAUCUGCCUGUAGGAACCUGCAGAUCCACUUCUUUGAGGGCAAGAGAAGAAACUUGUUCAGCGCCCUAAGCCAUUCAUUGAACUCUGGACAGUGCUGCAAAACAAAGCCCAGGAUUCCCUCAACCCUUUGCUUCCCCCAGAAGAUGCCAGCUAACUGGUCUUUGGUUUUCAUCAAUAUGCUUCCAAGACACCUAGGACUGCAAAGAUUUUCCUUUUGCUUUCUGGACCCUAAGCAUCUUUAGGAAUUGGCCCCACAUCCUCAGUUUUCCUUGAAUCCUUACUUA
Molecule: messenger RNA, 7371 nt
Organism: Oryctolagus cuniculus (rabbit)
Lineage: Eukaryota; Metazoa; Chordata; Mammalia; Lagomorpha; Leporidae
Gene: KCNQ3
Product: potassium voltage-gated channel subfamily Q member 3
Biological process (GO): potassium ion transmembrane transport
Cellular component (GO): membrane; voltage-gated potassium channel complex
Molecular function (GO): voltage-gated potassium channel activity
Source: RefSeq, a predicted model, not a curated record